Messenger RNA from Prosopis cineraria, 1294 nucleotides. Its product is annotated as glutamate receptor 2.5-like. The record is from RefSeq and is a predicted model, not a curated record. NCBI's taxonomy places the organism in Eukaryota, Viridiplantae, Streptophyta, Magnoliopsida, Fabales, Fabaceae. The coding region runs from base 499 to 1251 and encodes 250 amino acids. The transcript has 4 exons. Gene Ontology annotation, cellular component: plasma membrane. Gene Ontology annotation, molecular function: ligand-gated monoatomic ion channel activity; signaling receptor activity.
UUCUAUGCUUCAAUAGCUUUCCUCGAGCGCUUUUAUUACAAUAUUUCAUUCCAGUUUAAGGCCUUCGUAGACAAAGAUGGAAACAAUGCUGGGGAUUAUGAUGCACUCGUCUAUCAGAUUUUUGAAGGAAAGUAUGAUGCAGUGGUGCCAGAUGUGACAAUCAUAACAAAUCAGUUGAACUAUGUAGAUUUUACAUUGCCAUAUGCACCGUCAGAUAUAAAAAUGCUUGUGAAGGUUCGGCGUGAUCCACGCUUGGAUAUGUGGAUCUUUAUACGACCUUUUAGCUAGGAUCUGUGGCUGUCUAUUGUCAUUGCCAGUAUUUCUACAGGAGGUAUCAUAUUAUUCAUGGAACGUCCUGUCAAGGAAGAUUCAGCACUUGAGAAUUUAGCAUGUAGGACCUAACUUGGUAGGAUUUCUAUCUUGUGGCUUCCUGUAGUGCAAGCAGUUCUUCCUGAAAGGGAAUCAUUGGCCAAGAGUUGUUCUAGGUUUGUGCUGGUGAUGUGGUUGAUACUAACAUUUAUAUUAAUGCAAAGUUACACAGCAUGCUUGUCAUCAAUCAUGGUAGUACAUCAAUUGCAACCUAGUUACCCAAGUGAGUAUGACGUUAGAAUGGACCCCAAAAUCAAAGUUGGAUACCACCGUGACUCAUUUGUUGGCAGCUUAUUGGUAGAUCGCUUGAAGUACGAUAGGUUGAGAGUGAAGAACUACCCUGACAUGGAAGAAUAUAAGGAGGCUCUAGACAAAGGAAGCAAUAAAGGUGGUGUUGAUGCUAUUUUUGAUCAUGUUUCCCACAUCAAGAUCUUCCUCAAUCAAUAUGGAUCCAAGUAUGUCAUGGUUGAAACUGGACUUCGCACAGAUGGAUUUGCUUUUGCAUUCCCCAAAGGUUCCAAUUUGACAUCGUACUUUUCUAGAGCCAUAUUAAAUGUGAGAGAGAGUGAAGAAAUGGACAAGAUUGAGGAGAAAUAUUUUGGAAGUAGCGAUGACAAUGAAGACCAAGGCCUAUCUAAUUCAUCGUCAAACGAAGUGAGUUCCAGCCUCACCACUUAUAGUUUUGCAGGUUUGUUCAUUGUAAUUGUAAUUCUUUCGCUGUUAGCUUUGCUAGUCUCUGAAAGUCACCUUUGGCAAAAACCUGUUAUGCUUGCAAAAACGUAUAGUCGACAAUUUUUGUGUAGAAGUUUUUCAAGAACGAGUCUAGUAGAAGGUUCAACAACAAAAGAAAAUGUUGAUGAAAAAGGUUUUACAACCAGCUGAGAAAAUAAUCAAAUUAUAAUGGAUUGGAAGAUAGAGCUGUCAU